GUGGUUGCGCUCGCGGCGCGGAGCGCUCUACGCAUGGCCGCGUCCGAUUUUCGAAAUAACGAAUGCUCCGAUAUUUCGAAUUUAUUGACAGUUCUAAAUUCCAAUACGAAGUUUAUCGCUCUCCGAUUUAGUUUUUUUAAUCUGUGACCGUGUCAGUGAACAGUGGAUGUUCGAAAUUUUAAAUAAUCGAUAAAGUCUAUAUUGUGUGUGAAUAAUAAGAAAAAGCUUAGUUCCCCGAAAAUGGUGAUGGAGUCGGUGCAACCCAAUAAUGCUCGCUUUUGGCCGUUGUCACCGCGCCUCUGGCGACGGAGCAAUGAGUACUCGAAAGUGGUGUUCGAACCUCGAAGGCCGCCACUAUCGCCGAUUGAGAUUAGAAAGCAUGACACGCCCGAUUUGUUGCCGAGGAGUGCUUUGAGAGAUAGGCUGGAACAUUUGAAUUUGGAAGAUGAUAAAAGAUGGAACGUGGACUCGAAGAAGCCCCCGAUUGUCGAAGUCAGGAGGACGGAAGAGGUUGUGAAAUUACGCGCCAAGAAGCAGCGACAGCCGCGGCCGAACAGCCUGCAGCUGCUGUUGUGCCCUUCUAGUUCUGGACACUACAGCAGUAACACGUGGAGGUACACGAGAGUCAGAUCAAAGAGUCAUGAGCCGGAGGGUGGCGGGCGGUGCGGGGAGGGGGUGCUAGCGCGCGCGAUGCAGCCCGCGCCGCCGGGCGGCUCGCCCAAACGCACUAACCCCGCCAACGCAGGGUCAACAGGCGGUGACCAGCCCACGUUGAAGGUCCACCUGCCCAACGGUGGGUUCAACGUGGUCCGUGCUUCGCCUGAUGAAGAUGUGCGGUCCGUGCUGAGGCUACUGGCCUCCAGACUGGCCACCGGGGAGCGUGUGUACGCCGCCUGCUACGCUCUGAGGGCAAGGAAACUUACCUCUGGAAAGAUCCGAUGGAUCCACCAAGACACGCCCGUGUCGGAGGUGGUGGCCCGCUGGGGCACCGAGUGGCGGCUGGAGCUGCGCGUGCGCUACCUGCCCGCCAGCCUGCGCGCGCUGUGCGACGCGGACCGGGUCACAUGCCACUAUUACUACGACCAGGUUCGACACGACUACCUCAACGCCAAUCAUCCUGUAGAUCAGGACUUGGCGAUACAAAUAUGUUGUUUAGAAAUAAAAUUCUUCUGUAAGGAUAUAGCGACGGACAAGAAGUUCAACGUGGAGUAUUUAGAAAAAGAGUUCGGUCUUCAGAAGUUCCUGCCGAAGUCGGUCCUCGACGCCGUCAAACCGAAGGUCUUGAAGAAAGCCAUACAGCAGCAGUUCAAAAAGGUCGCGCACCUCAGCGACACAGAAUGCAUGGUGAAAUACUUAGAAACGAUGCACUCGCACUACGGAUACGACCGGGAAACCUUCACCGCAGCGCUCGGCAUCGGCUGGGCCAUACCCGUCGAGCUGGCCAUCGGGCCGGAUAUAGACAUAUCGUACGUAUCUCACCGCGCGGGGGAACCCCCCGCAUACUCCCGCGUGGCCGCCUUCAGCGACGUACUCGCGUUACAUACUCUGCGGCCGGCCUGCGGACAACACCAGGACCAGAGUGGUUCAUGCGGCAAAGCGGCGUUACAGUUGAGAGUGAAGGGGGCAACUGAGACGUUAACUAUCACAGUCAAUAGCGUUGAGGCGGCCGAGAGUUUAGCAGACUUGGUGGACGGCUACUGCAGACUAGUCACUGACUCACAGACGUCAUUAUGGAAUAGAACGACUACCAUAUGUAAACAACUUGCCUGUCAAUGUAAAACGGAAAUGAGCAGUAGUUCUUCAGAAGGCAAGACCAGUUCAUGGUCCGGCGCCGCCACCUUACUGUCCGAAGAUUACGCGGAAAUUGUGGACGACGACGCUGACUAUUCUACGCCCGCCGUCCGUGAUUACGAGCUAGUACGCAACCAGAUCGAGCUGACGGCCAUCAUUGGGGAGGGGCAGUUCGGGGACGUGCACCGCGGCACGUGCCGCCUGCCGCCCGCCGCCCGCGCGGCACUGCGGCACUUAUCUGCCGCACGAGCCGGCAGCAGGACCGGGGAACUGAUUCUGCCAGUGGCGGUGAAGACGUGCAAGAUUGACGCGAAUCUGGAUACCACGGAAAAGUUUUUAGAAGAAGCUUACAUAAUGCAGCAGUUCACCCACCCCCACAUCAUCGGGCUGGUGGGGGUGUGCAGCUCCCCUCCCAUCUGGAUAGUGAUGGAGUUGGCCACCCUCGGGGAAAUGCGGGCAUAUUUACAGCAAAACGCGCAGAGAUUGGAAACGUGCACGCUAGUAUUAUAUAUAUACCAACUAUCGAUGGCGCUCAGCUACCUGGAGAGCAAGAAGUUCGUGCACAGGGAUAUAGCCGCGAGAAACGUGCUAGUAUCAACACCCACCUGUGUCAAGCUAGCGGACUUCGGCUUAUCGAAAAUGGUGGAAGACAAGUCUUACUACAAAGCGUCUCGCGGCAAACUGCCCAUUAAGUGGAUGGCGCCAGAGUCCAUCAACUUCCGGCGGUUCACUUCCGCCUCCGACGUGUGGAUGUUCGGUGUCUGCAUGUGGGAGAUACUGAUGCUUGGCGUGAAACCCUUCAGCGGGGUGAAGAACAAUGACGUCAUCGGCAAACUCGAGAACGGGGAGAGACUAGCCCUGCCCCCUAGAUGUCCUCCAAGACUUUACUCGCUGAUGUCCCGAUGUUGGGCCUACGAACCAUCGCAGAGACCCACGGCACAUCAACUGAAGGAGACCUUAUUUGAGAUACUACAGGAGGAACGCAACACUGCGUGGGACACAAUGCGGCGCGAAAAUAGGCGCGUGGCCGCCGCCUCCUGGGGAGACGAGCCCCCGCCCAAACCUAGCAGGCCGCCCACUAACCUCACCGGCGCGACAGAAUGCAACGCGGCCCCAAGCAGUGGCGGGGCGACGCAAACCUACAUCGUGGCACAAAACCCCCUAGUUCUGGCCCAUUUACUGCGCGAGAACCAAACCCGGGCCCUCGAGCCGCGAGCCUACACCACCCCCGCUUCGAGUCCGGAAUUCGACACGGAACAAGCGGUAGAGAGGCGACUGUUGGCCGAACUCGCGAGACAACAACAUCAAAGCGAGGAGGACAGGAGAUGGCUGCAAAUGCAGGAGGAUAACUUGAAGCGGUUAUCAAACGUCCAGCUACCGGACACGGAAGCCAGCGAGCCCGCGCCUGAAGGGGUCGUCGACCCCGCGACACGUAGCCAACCACGAUCAACAUCAAAUUCUUCGGAAACAAGUCCAGCAAACACAGUAAAGUCUAAAGAGAAACCGCCUUGCGAAGAUAAAUCCGAGGACCCCGUAUACGCGGCGACGACAUCCGUAGUACGCGGCGUGAUGCGACUCGCGGCGCUAUCACAAUGCACUCCGCCCGCCGCCCCCGAGAGGACACUACACGCCGUGCGGUCACUGGCCGCCGACCUGAGGGAACUGUGCGCCACUGUAGACCUGGUGGUGGUGCCAUUCCCGCAAGCGGCACAGAGGGAAGUGGAGAUGGCCCACCAGGUUCUGAGCAAGGACAUGGCGGCGCUGGUGGAGGCGAUGCGACUCGCCAUACAGUAUGCCGACACCACGCUGCACCACGACUACACCAAGAGCAUGCUAUCCGCCGCCCACGUACUAGCUAUGGACGCCAAGAACCUCCUCGACGUAGUAGAAUGCAUUCGACAACGACAUCCCAACGUCGACUGGCGAUCCGCACUCCGUCCCCCUCCAGAACCCUCCCCGCCCCCUUUAACUCAUCCCCAAACUCCACCCCAAUCAAUCCUGCCCCAAAACCAGACCCUCACGUCCCAAAACAAGAUCUUCGCCACCCAAAACCAAUCGUACACCCCUCAGAACCCAGUACUUAGCACUCAAACCUCCCUCCGCGAAGACGAAUUACCUUCUCCGAAACCUGACUUCAAAAUUAACCAGCCGGUCACCACUUCCUGUCAUGCAACAGAGAAUCCCAAAGAGCACAGCAGUCUUCCGGUGACUUCAAACCGUGUUUCCACCCUAAUACACAAUUACAACGUGUACGGAAACGUGAGGGAGCCGCAGCACAUUUAUGGCAACACUGACGUCGCCUUGCAGCAUUCCGCGAGCGUGGACGAAACGAAAAUCGAUGUUGCCCCAAUGGAAUCCGUCAAGAGUAGAGUUCAAGCGAUAUCGGCUGGCAAACUCGACUCGCCUCCUAUAUACUCUGUCAGCAAGAAGAUGGUGCCGUUGGAACAAAACGUAGUCCACGGCGACCAAGGGUGAAUGUUGCCAGAUGAAAUUAGCUCGCUUGUCGUGGCAGUUUUGUUUUCCCCACCCCUCUAGGGAGGCGCUAUGUAUGCUGCGAAGUUAGUUCUAUUAGUGUACGAGUACUUAAACGGAAUCGCUAGCGAGAACAGCAUUUAAAACAAUUAGUUGGAAGUUCUUUUUCUUUGUCGUUUUGUAUCGCCUUAGUUUUGCCCCGAAACGUAGUUCGAUGCAAGCUUUGAAAAGACAAACUUGUAAUGCUCAAUAUUGUGAAUGUAGCGAUUAAAUGUUGAUUUAAUAAAUGAAGUGCGAAGCCAAAUGUCUUAUUACGCGUUGAUCGUAUCCAUCCAUGUACCUAUAUCGUUUUGACGGCGGAAUACACAAACUCUUCAUUAAUUAUUUUGUUAUAACAUUUAAUAAGAAUAGCAUUAUAGUUUUCCAAAAUUAUGAAAUGCUUACGGAUAAUGUUUUUUUGCGUCUUUUUUAAUUUUGUUUUUAUUUAAAAUCAAGCUCAAAGAUGUAAGGUGAAGUAGACAUAUUAUUUUUAUCAUGAAACCAUAAUUUAUUAUUUAAGGAGCGUUUGUGAAUUCUAUUCGGCAAUAAUACGUAUUUCAGAUAAUCGUGUUAAAAUAUUAUAAAUAUACAAAUUCUUAUACUUUCUCAUUCUACCCGAUAUUUAUCCAAUUAUUAUCGGACCGAAUCGGAUCGGAGAAGUGUCGUAAUAUCUCAAUCAUGCUUUAUUAUAUAUCUAAUCCAUUUCCGAAUAUAAUAAAAAACAUUAUAUUUUAGUCUAAUAUCUAUUGACAUAUCAUGGGCAUUGUUGCGCUUCAAAUAAAUAUUGUCAUGUUGCCAAUUACGAUGAAAAAGUAUAAUGCAUAUAUUAAAAAAAUAUAUUAAUACUCCAUUUGGAAUCAUCAAACUAUACCUCUUAUGGCUCGAUUGCACUUGAUCGUUAGCCCGUAUUAAGUAAGCAAUAUUCACACUGGAAGUCGGUGACGGGUAACCAAAACGAAAACUACCCGAAUAUGAGCGACUUACGACGUACUCGACUCCGUUCAUUUACACUUAGGCCCGUAUUACAGAAUGACAACUUAGCGUUGAUCUUUACUUGAGUACAGUUAGAAAUGGAUAUCGCUAUGUGCUAUAUAUAUCGACAUCCCUUUCUAACUGUGCUCAA
This is a messenger RNA of Chilo suppressalis (striped riceborer), 5425 nucleotides long. The record is from the annotation of a GenBank genome assembly. Lineage: Eukaryota; Metazoa; Arthropoda; Insecta; Lepidoptera; Crambidae.